CGUAGGUGUCACUGUGGAUCAAACAAACAAUGAGCUCGUUCUUCAGAACCAUCAGUGCGUUCACCUCACGCUGCUCGUCGAGCAGCCCUUUCACAAAACAGCUGUACGGCCAAACCUUUGGCAUUAUACAGCCAACGCUUGCCCGUGGAUUCAAGGUGAGAACCUCUGUUAAGAAGCUAUGCAAUGACUGUUAUGUCGUUAGAAGAAAAGGCAAGGUCUAUGUGUAUUGCAAGACCAACAAGAAGCACAAACAACGCCAAGGUUAGACGAGUUGAUAUACGCUUCUCCUGUGCUGGGAGGGAAGCAAGUGGAGGGAAGCAAGUG
Messenger RNA from Williopsis jadinii, 324 nucleotides. It is a transcript of the gene RTC6, whose product is annotated as mitochondrial 54S ribosomal protein bL36m. Gene Ontology annotation, cellular component: ribosome; mitochondrial large ribosomal subunit. Bases 30 to 266 code for a protein of 78 amino acids. Gene Ontology annotation, molecular function: structural constituent of ribosome. Gene Ontology annotation, biological process: translation; ribosome biogenesis. The transcript has a single exon. Lineage: Eukaryota; Fungi; Ascomycota; Saccharomycetes; Phaffomycetales; Wickerhamomycetaceae. The record is from RefSeq and is a predicted model, not a curated record.